GAGAAUUCGGCUCCUGCAAGUUGGUCUUGUUGAGAUACACCCCCAUCCUCCCAGGCUCCAGGAAUUUAAUAAUUGGCUCCUGUCGAUAAGUCAUGUCAUCCUGCCACGCUUUCUGCUCCCUGAAUGAAGCUUUUAUGCCCAUACCAGCCCUCCAACACCGCGCAGGGCCCAGAAGAGGUCCUGGUUCUUAUACUCGUUGGCAAUGACAACACCUCCCUUCAAAUCUUAUUUAGUCUCAAUAUAUGUCACAGAGUGAUUUUUGUUGGCUGGAUGUGAGGAACUUACGCAAGUAGUAAUGACCCUGAAUUGUAGCGCGUUAUCGGACGCCAUCCGUUUCCAUGGGCCGAGGAUGCUAUGACCCCCUCCUUGAACAUAUCCGCCGGCGGCGCCGACUCCAUGAGAGUAUCCCCCCACAACCAUAUGACCUUUUGCACCAAGACCUUUGUAUAGCUCCGCAAGCUGAAGCCCUGCUUCAAUUGUCACUGUGGGGCCUUGACCAUCCUGGUCUUUUGGACUUCCAUGUGGCACGAAAUUUUCUACACACCCUACAUCUUUGAGCAGAUGAGUAAAUAUUUGCAGAGACUCAGCCUGUUGAAUCUGGUCCUCUGAAUCGGCAAUGAGAGAGUAUAAAGAAACCCUUCCCUGGUGGCAUGGGAUUUCUUGGUUUUCCCUGAUCUCACAACUCUCAUUUGCUUUCGGCUUUGACUCCCAGUUAUGCCAUUGAACAGCCCCUGAAAUAAAUUGUAAGCCCCCACACCCUAGGACAGUUUAAAUAUUGACAUAUGAUGGAUGAGCAGGCAAAUACCGGGUUGAGAGGCCCUCCAAGUUGAAUUCAUCAUGGACGCCUUAACUUUCUUGCAAAUAGACGAGUUGAAAUUAGGAUCAUGGCAAGGAGAACCAACAAGAGAUGAGACGGCAUCUAGCCUACCGGAGGCAGAGGCAUUGAAUGCGUCCCACUCUUUGACCGACGGCAAGUAGGCUUGGUUAGGACGACAUCGGCAACGAUGGGAUGUGGAAGAUAGGGCAAAAGCCGCGGACAGAAGCAGAGCAGCGCAGAAAAUGAAAAGCAAUCCUAACAUUAUGAAUAAUGGGGAAAUUAUGAGAAAACGGUAUAGAGUAGUUCAAAGGCAAGAAGAGCUGCUGGAAUGAAUUGCCUCGAAACCGGAACAAUACAUUGGAGAGCCAUCCUUAUAUAGAGGAGCUCUGGCUCCAGGACAACCUGCAUCUCCACGCCGUUCAUGGACUGGGAAUCCUUCGAAAAGUGGUGGCCUGGACGUUCAGCCUCGUCAAGGGUAGUUAUCCAUUCAAUGGGAUUUCGUCAUUAAAAAAAAAAAAGAUACGGCGACAAUUCCUCGCCUGGAAGGGAGAAGUUUGCAGGUAGUAGUAGUGGUGGUUGUUAACGGAGAUAUAAAUUCUCUGACAGGGUAGUUGAUAAUUGAUACCAGGCUAUUGUAUCACCGAAGGGGCCGAUGCAAAUAGGGCUGCUGUAGCGGCUCCCUCGGCCUCAGUUUAGUUAAAGCCUUAACCAUAAGACCCCCUUUCCGUCCCGUUUCGGCCCUAGAAAGUAUAAGUUGCUUACUCCUCCGAAUAGCGGGAUCCAUUUGGCUGGCUUUCAAUGUUUGGCGGGGCAGCAACCUUAGUUCAAUGAUCAACCAACGAACUCGUCCCAGCUAAAUAAAGGUAAAUUAAUUCCAUAUCAGUUCCUACAUUUUUCUCAGCACAUUAAAACAAAUUAUUCUCCUUCAAGCCUUCAUCUCGUGGGGCUUUUUUCUCACGACUUCUAGGAUAUCCAUUCAAUAGUGCUUCCCACUCCCAUUGCGUUAUAUAUACAUCACUGUCUGUGUCUGAUCCACCAUGGCCGACGCUGAACUUGAAGAGAUCCGAAAAGCACGCCUUGCGCAACUACAGGCGCAAGCAGGACAAGGUGGAGGACCAGGCCAAGGUUCAAAUCAGGAACAGAGACAACAACAAGAAGCCGAAGCCCGCCAAGCCAUCCUAUCCCAAAUCCUCCUCCCAGAAGCCGCUGACCGUCUCGGUCGGAUUAGAUUGGUUAAAGAAGAGCGAGCGACAGAUAUAGAAAAUAGACUGAUCAUGCUGGCGCGGACGGGCCAGUUGCGUGCUAAAGUGACGGAAGAGCAGCUGAAAGAGUUGUUGAAUGCAGUUGCGGAGAAUAAAGAAGAGGAGAAGAUUGUGAUUAGUAGGAGGAAGGGUGGGUGGGACGAUGAUGAUGAUUUACUGGAUUUUUGAGGGGCGCUGGGCAAGGUGAAGGGUUGGAAAGAAGCAUAAAGAGGAAAGAGACAAUGCGAAUUGACGAAUUGAUGAUAUGACCUUUUCUUAUACGGAGGGGUUUGAGGGGAGGUAGCUGGGAUAUACUUUUGCGUGGACAGGAACUAUAUUUGAUAUCCCCUCCUCUGUUUAUGAUAUAAACUGAGUUACUAUGAAAAGCUAAACAAACGGCUUGUGAAUGAAACUGAAAUAACCUCCAGAAACUGGAGAAUAUAUAUUUGAAAUGGAGUAGAUGGUAUGGCAAUUAUACAUGAUGGCCGAAAUAUCCCAACGAAAAAGAAAAUAGUCUAAUUUCAACGCCCAAAACUCCCCCGCAAUGCAUCCUGCUGUACACAGUUAGUAUAUAUAUUACAAGAGAUCAACCAAAGUGAUCACUGGCCAUCCUUUGCUUUCGCGGCCUCCUCAGCCGCCUUCUGCCUCCGCAUCAUCUUCCGUAUCUCUCUCAGAUCUGCUGGCUUCUCAAUCCCCAACUCCUCCCUCAACUCAUUAGCAUCCCU
Messenger RNA from Blastomyces dermatitidis ER-3, 2783 nucleotides. Its product is annotated as programmed cell death protein 5. Lineage: Eukaryota; Fungi; Ascomycota; Eurotiomycetes; Onygenales; Ajellomycetaceae. Gene Ontology annotation, molecular function: DNA binding. Bases 1855 to 2247 code for a protein of 130 amino acids. The record is from RefSeq and is a predicted model, not a curated record. The transcript is spliced from 5 exons. Gene Ontology annotation, cellular component: nucleus; cytosol.